UCAGUGGGCAGUCUGUGUGUGGUACUGCGAGUGUUGGAGAAACUAGGCAAAGCGACUGCGAGCGGCUGGCUCGUACGAGGCAAACUUUUCACCAUCAAACCAUUUUUAAACAAGCAAUCAAAUAGGGAUUGGGAGAAUUUAUCAACACCCUGAGAACUGUGUUCAAGCAAGUCUUAACAGAGGAAAACAAUCUCGAAGCGAUUGUUAGGCGCUGCUUUUUUCUUCUAGGGUUGGGAUUGAUUCCCAACCAGCGCCUAAUACUGAUCGUAUAAGGUCACGAGUGGAGGACUUCGACGUUUCCUCGGUGCAAGGAAUUAUUGCUGCAUUUACCUUCGCGGAAAGGGAUUUUAUGGAGACUGAAGGUAACGCGGAAGAUAACUUUCACAACAAUCCACUCGUAAUUUAGUCAGUCGAUUUAGCAAUUAAGCACUCUUCAUGCUUUGUUCCUGUUUUGUAGUUUACAAAGCUGCUGCCGUGUAUAUUUAUCCCAGACCAAGCUAAAGAAAGAGUCUGUUUGACCCAUUUAUCCAGGAAUUGAUUGGGUUUCUAUUGCUGUAUUUCUGACAUUGUUCUGUAAUCUUGUCUGGUUACAUUCAAGCAAACAGCAGUCAGGUAAUCUUGUUAUUGCGAGAAGACUCAUAAGCAGCUUGUUAGUCGCAGCUCGCAGAGCAGAUGACAAGCAGCAAAUGUGUGUUUGCCUCGCUCGACACAACUAUUCUGUGUUUACAGCACACGCGCAGCUGAACGCUUGACUCUUAUUGGAGAUAAUGAGCCAACGCGCUGUGUUUUUGUCUUGCUCCUCGCCUGUGUGAAGGAUAAAGGGGUUAAACCGGGGAUCAGGAGCGGGAGAAGCGCGUGCAUCGGGUGGACGGACCGGGCUUUGUGUGUCCGCGAGUGCUGGGAGGGGUGACGGACGGGCUCUCUCUCAUCUACUCGGAUUACUGAAGAGCGCCACAUCCCCUGGAUCUUCUCUUCGGAAAGGAUACAUUCAAGAUGUAUCCGCAGGGCCGGCAUCCGGCACCUCACCAGCCUGGCCAGCCGGGCUUCAAAUUCACUGUAGCAGAAUCUUGUGACAGAAUCAAAGACGAGUUUCAGUUCCUUCAAGCUCAGUACCACAGUCUUAAAGUGGAGUACGACAAACUGGCCAAUGAGAAGACUGAGAUGCAGAGGCAUUAUGUUAUGUACUAUGAGAUGUCAUAUGGACUGAACAUUGAAAUGCAUAAACAGACUGAGAUUGCCAAACGGCUAAAUGCAAUUCUUGCUCAAAUCAUGCCUUUUUUGUCACAAGAGCACCAACAGCAGGUCGCACAGGCUGUUGAACGUGCUAAGCAAGUGACAAUGACCGAGUUGAAUGCCAUCAUCGGGGUACGUGGACUUCCCAAUCUGCCUCUCACCCAGCAGGCUCAUGCUGUCUACCCUGCUCUGAUGCAGCAGCAGCUCCAGGCUCAGCAUCUUUCUCAUGCUGCCCAUGGACCACCAGUCCAGCUGCCCCCUCACCCCUCGGGGCUGCAGCCCCCAGGCAUCCCUCCAGUCACAGGCUCAGGGUCAGGUCUGCUGGCACUGGGAGCUCUGGGCAGCCAGGCACACCUGCCAGUCAAAGAUGAGAAGAACCACCAUGACCUGGAGCACAGAGAGCGGGAGUCUAGCACGAAUAAUUCCGUAUCACCGUCAGACAGCCUGAGGGCCAGUGAGAAACAUAGAGGCUCUUCUGAAUACAGUCUGGAUCCAAAGAAGCGUAGAGUGGAGGAGAAGGACAACAUGAGCCGAUAUGAUAGCGAUGGUGACAAAAGUGACGAUCUGGUGGUGGAUGUGUCCAACGAGGAUCCAGCUACUCCAAGAGUCAGCCCGUCACACUCUCCUCCUGAGAACGGUCUGGAUAAAGCCAGAGCGCUGAAGAAAGACGCCCCAAACAGCCCAGCUUCCGUGGCGUCCUCUGGGAGCACCCCAUCCUCCAAAGCGAAGGACCACCCACAUAACGACAAGUCCUCCACCCCAGGUUUGAAGUCCAACACCCCUACCCCACGCAACGACGCUCCCACCCCAGGAACCAGCAACACCCCCGGGCUCAGGCCCCAUCCCGGAAAACCACCUGGCAUGGAAGCACUGACAGCACCUGCUCUUCGUACACCAUUGUCGAUUGCACCACCAUAUGGGACUCCCUUCAUGAUGGGUCACCACCCAGAGAUGAACGGCUCAUUGACCAGUCCUGGUGUUUAUCCUGGCCUUCACAUUUCUCCUCAGAUGAGCGCAGCAGCCGCUGCUGCCUAUGGACGCACACAUAUGCCGGGCUUUGAUCCUCAUCCCCACAUGCGUGCACCCGUUCUGCCAGCAAGUCUGACCUCUAUCCCUGGAGGAAAACCGGCCUACUCCUUCCAUGUUAGCGCGGAUGGCCAGAUGCAGCCAGUUCCGUUUCCUCCUGACGCUCUGAUUGGUCCAGGAAUUCCCCGUCACGCUCGCCAGAUCAACACACUGAGCCACGGAGAGGUUGUGUGCGCUGUGACCAUCAGCAACCCCACACGGCAUGUUUACACUGGUGGCAAGGGCUGUGUGAAGAUCUGGGAUAUCAGUCAACCCGGCAGCAAGAGUCCCGUCUCACAACUCGACUGCCUGAACAGGGAUAACUAUAUCCGUUCCUGUAAGCUGCUUCCGGAUGGCCGUACUCUGAUUGUUGGAGGGGAAGCCAGCACUCUGACCAUAUGGGAUUUGGCCUCUCAGACUCCUCGUAUCAAAGCAGAGCUCACCUCUUCUGCCCCGGCUUGUUAUGCGCUGGCGAUCAGCCCUGAUGCCAAGGUCUGCUUCUCCUGCUGCAGUGAUGGAAAUAUUGCCGUCUGGGACCUUCAUAACCAAACCCUUGUGAGGCAGUUCCAGGGUCACACAGAUGGGGCGAGUUGUAUAGAUAUUUCCCAUGAUGGCACCAAACUGUGGACAGGUGGACUGGACAACACUGUACGGUCCUGGGACCUGAGAGAGGGUCGCCAGCUUCAGCAGCAUGACUUCACAUCACAGAUCUUCUCUCUGGGCUACUGUCCGACGGGCGAGUGGCUGGCUGUGGGAAUGGAGAGCAGUAAUGUGGAGGUGCUUCAUCACACCAAGCCUGACAAGUACCAGCUGCACCUGCACGAGAGCUGUGUCCUCUCCCUCAAAUUUGCUUACUGUGGUAAAUGGUUUGUGAGCACUGGGAAGGACAAUCUCUUGAAUGCCUGGAGGACUCCCUAUGGUGCCAGCAUUUUCCAGUCCAAGGAGUCGUCCUCUGUCCUGAGCUGUGACAUCUCGGCUGAUGAUAAGUACAUUGUGACGGGAUCUGGUGACAAGAAGGCCACGGUGUAUGAAGUCAUCUACUAAACUCGCUGCUUCACCAGAACUAAAGACCUAUGGAUGGGCCUGAUUUGUUUUGAUGGAUUUAAGGGAUCACUCAUCCACCUGUACAGUAGGAACCCAGGUUAGGAAUCGGUUGGUUCACUGGGAUUGCAGCCCAGAUGCUUUUUUAUUUUGAUCGCACCUGGAUUCUUACAGCAGUGAAAUGAUCCUCAACAAAUCCACAUGGAAACGUGUUAAACUGUCCCAAGGACUCCCUGACGGCACUAAUGUAGUAAAUAUUGUCUUGCCUUUGCUUUCGGUCUGCUCAUGGGAUUGUGUGUGCCUAUUCCUUCCAUAGUAUUCCCCCCCCAACCGCCUUCCUUUUAACCAACAGUGAAUGAUCUGUGAUGUAAUAUGAAGCAGUGCUUCAGUUUUAGCCUCCUGCUCCCUGGACAAUUUGUUAAAAAGUGUAUAUAUGGAGUAAUAAAGACAUUUUAUAAAUAUAUAUAAUUAUAUAUAUUUCCAUGUCCUGAUAUACUUGUGAUGGGUUUCUUUGUCCUCAUGUCCUUAAUGCUUGAUGAAUGUAGAGUAGGACACAUUUUCUUUUGAAUUUGGUUGCACACUCUCUGGGCUGGCCAUUUCCUAAAAGGCUCAAGUGGAGGGGGGAAAAACCUUCCUGUUUCUUCCUGAAUCAUUUUUUUGUAAUUCUUAUUUUGUUUUUGGAGCCCAUGUGCUGUUCAUGGAAAACCGGAUCAAACUGGAAUCCUGCGGAAGUCUAAAUACGAAGCAGCCCAUGAAUGAAGGGUCGUAUGUAAAUCAGAAGCGGUAUUAAACUGGGAGAGUGACUAACUGUACUACUUGUCUGUGCCCUUUGCUUUGUGUGGCAUCUCGUCGGAAAGAGGAAUUCAGAUAAUGAAGUGUGAUUGUAACAUGCUGACUCGGCGUAGAUCACACACUGCGAUGAGUAUCUUGCCAACCGAUCCCAUAAGCGGCUCCACUAUAGUUGGCUGCUGUUGAAAUGGGAGAUGACUCACCCCAGUGAUUGACGGCUUACUUCUGCUGUAGAGAUCGCCACCCCUAAAGAGCCUGUUUUUGGCCUCAGAUUGACGUGAACCAGCUUCUCUGAGUGAUCCGAGUCAUCGGGAUUCGCUUCUGUACAAGUUGAGCAAGUUUUCUAAUGAAUCUAUUCAUUGCCUGCACUUGACUUUGGUGGAAGCUCGGUGUGAAAGUGUGGGCACACGAGAGAGGGAGGAGAUCGUCACUUUUUUAACCUAAUCCUGGCCUACCCCUUUUUGUGUAACUGUUGAAACUGGUGUCUGCAGAACCGGUCAUGGCGAACUCAGUCUUUAAUAUGACACACACAAGGAAAACAAAACAUGACCCGCCUGCCUUUCACAACCUCUCAACUUCACACCAAAGUAUGUAGCAAAACUGUGUCAGCACUGAUCAUGUACAGUUGUUAAUAAUUCAAUAAACUUUUUUUGUAAAAUGUGUCACGAA
Messenger RNA from Danio rerio (zebrafish), 4797 nucleotides. Lineage: Eukaryota; Metazoa; Chordata; Actinopteri; Cypriniformes; Danionidae. The record is from RefSeq and is a predicted model, not a curated record.